AUGAAUUCAAAUUCAAAAACAAUAAUAAAAUACUACAAAACACUAUUAUACCUAUACCUAUUCUUCAUAAAAGGUAUAUGGACACAAUUAGAUGAUAAUGAUGCCACCUACUAUUACAGACCCGGCGAAAGAACAGGAACCACAGCGAGUCUUGUUGGCGAUAAACUUUAUUUCAUAGGAGGGAUGUCAUUAAGUCAAAGUUACACCGAUUUAUUUUAUCUUGAUCUAUCGACGAAUUUUAGUUCAUCAGUGCCGGCAUUUAUGAAUACAAAUAAGACUUUGGCGAAUUUCAAUGGUAACAGUUUUGGGACUACGACAGUUGGCGGAAAGAAUGGAUGGACUAUUUUUCUUUAUGGUGGGCAAAUUCCUCAAUCUAACAACUCGCUAAGUUCACCAAAUGACCAAAGCGGCGACGUCUACGAACUUGAUCCCUCAACAAAUACAGAAUCACUAGCAAGACUAGAUUUCACUGGCCCACUGCCUGAUGGGCGAGACAAUACAAAAGCAGCGAUGGAUAGUAGUGGAUUAAUUUAUAUUUGGGGCGGCUUUAACACCGAUAGAGCAUUAUGGAUAUGUGACACAACUGCAUUAAAGUGGACGAAUUCAACUCCUUCGUUUAAUCCGAAAUCGCGAGGCGAUUAUAGUGUCACGUUGUUGCCAGAUGGGCGACUUAUUUAUAUUGGAGGAGCUUUGACGAGGAAUGCGAGUAGUUUCACGGAUAUAAAUCAGAUUUGGGAAUAUAACACAAAUGUGAAUAUUUGGAUAAAUUAUACUGCUAAAGGAGCAAAUAUUACAAAUAGGGCACGACAUAGUGCAGUCUUGGCUCCAGAUGGAUAUAGUAUAAUAGUAUAUGGAGGAGUUUCCCCAACUCCACUAUCAUUACAGAAUUCUCUCGUUGUAAUGGAUACAAGAAGCUUCACAUGGGUAUUUCCCGGUGUGAAAAAUCGACCACCAACAAUCAUUCCAAGUCAUCAUACUGCAACGAUGAUCGGAGAUAUAAUGGUUGUAGCUUUUGGAUCUGAAGAUGAAAAACCCAGCAAAUCAGUAUACCUCCUCGACACAAAAAAUUCCACUGAUUACAAAUACGAGUGGGUAUCCACAUACACCAAACAACCACUACCUACCACAACGACCACGAUCAAUCAAACAAUUGUCAACGUGACAAAUAAUAAUACAUCAAAUACAGCCGCGAUUAUUGGUGGUGCUAUUGGCGGUUUCAUAUUUGUGUUUGCGUUGGUCGCCGUUGGUAUAGUUUACUAUCAUCGACGCGAGGCCAAGCAAAACGAUAUUACGAACGAUAUUGCGGAGCAUGGUCAGUUGUCAGAAAUACGGCUAAUUUAA
This is a messenger RNA of Ambispora gerdemannii, 1341 nucleotides long. NCBI's taxonomy places the organism in Eukaryota, Fungi, Glomeromycota, Glomeromycetes, Archaeosporales, Ambisporaceae. The record is from the annotation of a GenBank genome assembly.